AGGCUUCUUAAGGAUCAGACUGGAAAGGCUUGGCGCUGGAGAUAGGCAGCUGGCCGAGUAUUUAAAACCGUCGUGUCAGCGCCCCAACGUCAGGAAGAAGUGCUCCCUCGCUCUCCCAGGAAGAAUAGCCCGACGACAGCUUGCUACUGGCCGCUAUCUAGGCCUCUCUCCUCACCAAUCCGCCGAAUCCAGCCCCUGUCGCUGCAUACACCUCUCCACCAGCUUAGCGGACUUUACUGCUAAGUCCGGCCACUCCACUAUCUUCACCACACCCGCAGGCCUCCUCUCGCCAUGACGCCUACACCACCCUCUACUGGGUCGUCCAGUGCAGGUCAAUCCCCAAACGAUGCUCAAUAUCGAGUCGUUCGAAAGAGAAACCGCGUCCCGCUAUCAUGCGGACCUUGCAGGCAUCGAAAGCUGAAAUGCAAUCGAGGACACCCCUGUGACAACUGCACCAAGAGAGGCGAUACGGGUUCAUGUACGUACGCUACUCCGGGCAGUCGCAAGAAGAGUUCUUCAAGCUCUGGCUCCACAAACUCACCAGAUGAUAUGCAAAAUCGCAUUGACCGCCUCGAAGGACUUGUUCUUUCGUUGAUGACAAAUGGCGCACAAAGCCAAGGACCGACGGCGGCAGCUGCUGCCAUUGCGAAUAGUAUGAAUGGAAACUCGAUGGAUCAGCCCUACGACCUCAGCGCACCCGAGUCUAUCAAAGAAGAAACAGAAGACGAGGAUGAAAGCGAGGUCAAUCAGGUUACCAAGUCUAUUGGUGUGAUGAAAGUAGACAACAACAAGGCGAUAUUUGCGUCCGAGGCGCAUUGGUAUGCUAUCUUGGGAGAGAUUUCCGAAGUCAAGAACUACUUCAGUGAGCAUAAGAAACAAUAUGAUGAUCAUUAUCAAAAGUUCAAGGCCGAGCACCAAGAGGAGUACCAGCCAGGGACUGCUUUUCUUUUCGGGGCACAGAAGCCUACAACUCAUGCUGAAAUCUUAGCUGCGUUCCCUCUCAAGCCGACUGCAGACAUAUUGAUAACCCGAUAUUUCAACACAUACGAUCCUGGGCUCCAUAUUAUUCAUGGUCAUACUUUCCAAAAACAGUACGAUAAGCACUGGGCAAAUCCGACCGAAACUCCAAUCAUAUGGCUUGGUUUGGCAUACGCCAUGAUGUGCAUGGCUCUACAGUCAUAUAGCAGAGCUGGCGACGAACCGCCUGAGUACCGAGGAAAAUCGUGGGAGGUGUCGAGCGAAUACAGGACCUUAACAGCCCAAUGUCUCGUCAUGGCAGAUAUUACCCAGCCCAUCACGAAUAUGCUGGAAACUUUGAUUCUGCAUGUUUACGCAGACUACGGUCGAAGUGCGGAUACCGAGGUCGGUGUGCUAAUCAGCAUUGGUAUUAUCGUACGACUUGCCAUGCGGAUGGGAUACCAUAGAGACUCCGCUCCGUAUCCAGGGAUUACCACCUUUCAAGGCGAGAUGCGUAGAAGAGUGUGGGCUGUAGUGCGGUUCUCUGAUCUUCUAUUCUCUGCGCAAGCUGGUAUGCCUCCAAUAAUUCGGGCUCGGGAUACCAACACGGAACUCCCUAGGAAUCUGUAUGACGACGAGUUGUUUGAGGAUAUGAAAGUCCUCCCGCCAUCCCACCCUGAUACGGAAGCAACACCGGUGUCAUACUUGAUCAUCAAGGCUCGAAUGGUGGCACUGUUUGGCGAAGUAGUCGAGCUGACGUCGGCUCUGACUUGUUCAUCGUAUGAGGAGGUGAUGAAGCUAGAUCAACAGUUGCGAGAUUUACGAGCUAGUCUUCCUCCUCAUCUCGCUUUACGAUCUUUGGAAGAGUCUGCUAGGGACACGUCAACUUUGAUUAUGCAACGAUUCACCUUGGACCUGCUGUACCUAAAGAGUUUGUGCUUCCUCCACCGUAAAUUUUUGCCGGCAUCGCGAGUGAAUACUCGAUUCGCCUUUUCUCGGACAGCGUGUAUUGACUCGUCAAUGACGAUGCUCCAGCAUCAAGUCACGUUAGAGCAAGCGUGCCGUCCGGGUGGAAGGUUAAGAAGUGUGAAGUGGUUCAUUUCCUCUCUCACCACGGUUGAUUUCCUGCUCGCUGCGAUGACAGUCUGUUCGGACCUCUACCACACGGCUCAGGCGGAGCGAUCGGGCAGGCAGCCACCAUCGGAGAUAUAUGUUUGGUCACAGGAUCGACGAGAUGAGAUGAUGGCAGCCCUCGAAAGAGCUGUGGGUAUAUGGGAUUCGCUGAAGGAUCACUCCAUGGAGGCUUACAAAGCUCACGGGCUCCUCAACGCGACGUUGGAGCAACUUCGACGACACGAUACUCUUCGCAAAUCUCAACAGAACUUCUCCGGCGCCGCCGGUACGUUCCCCAGUAACGGUCUCAUGGAGGACCCGAACGUAGCGCCCGAGCAUUCUGCUGCCAUGACUUUGGGUAUGCUCAGCACAGGAGGAUUGACACCAAACCCGGGCAACCCUUACGAAAGUCGGCCGUACCCAGCCUCGAUGGGGAACAUCUUGAACGAUGUCUCGAACCAGCCGUCCGGACUGACUGCUAAUUACAACGGGGGCCUUGGAAACCCCCAGAGUGGACCAGAGAAUGCGCCGAGUCCCUUCUCGUCUUUGUUCGGGCCUAGUCUCGGAUUCCAGAAUAUCGACCUGCCGUCCACCAACAACAUCGACUGGGACGCAUGGGACUCGUACAUUCAAGGUCCAGGCUUGGAUGCAACCAACCAAGGCGCUACAUGGAUGCCAAUGGACUUUGGUGGUCUGCCGGCCGGUAGCGUGCAAUCGCCGAUGGGCAUGCAAACCGAUCAGAAUCAACAGCAUCAGCAGCAAAACGGCCAAGGCAGUGCCAAUGCGUUUUCGGGCAACGGAGGGGUUUUUAUGGGCGUGAGUACCCCUCCGCGCGGUUCCAUGAUGUAAUGCGUUCUGAUUUUCCUCAGGAUGUGUUUAAAACUUCAAAUAUUUGAGUGAAGUCUAUCGUGAGAGGUUCUUUGCGAGAUAUCAAAAUGGGAAGGGCUGGGAAGGGCUUUAUGGGAAUACGCUGGACGGUUGAUGGAUGUAUGAAUGGAUAUAGGGGAUGCUGGAUUAUGCUUCAGUGGAGUUUGAAGGUACGGCGAUUCCACUAGAGAUGGAUGUCGGAAAUGUAGGGAUAUUAGCCGUUGUCUAUGUAGCUAUUCCGAUCUGAGAGUCAUAUGAUACCACUUUCCACUCUGUAUAAGCA
This is a messenger RNA of Mytilinidion resinicola, 3220 nucleotides long. RefSeq lists its product as uncharacterized. Gene Ontology annotation, molecular function: DNA-binding transcription factor activity, RNA polymerase II-specific; zinc ion binding; DNA binding. Gene Ontology annotation, biological process: regulation of DNA-templated transcription; DNA-templated transcription. The coding region runs from base 292 to 2919 and encodes 875 amino acids. The transcript is spliced from 4 exons. Gene Ontology annotation, cellular component: nucleus. The record is from RefSeq and is a predicted model, not a curated record. Lineage: Eukaryota; Fungi; Ascomycota; Dothideomycetes; Mytilinidiales; Mytilinidiaceae.